UUUCAGGUCCUUUUUGAGUUUUUUCCAGUUCCUCUACUUACAAAUGUUUUUUCCUCCAGUCCCUAUAUUUACAAUUUUUUUUUCCUCCAGUCACACAAAAUGACUGGAAAAAACUCAAAAAGGACCUGAAAAAUAAAAAUAGAUAAGUAGAGGGAUCAAAUAAUACGAAAAUGAAGUAUAAGGAUCUAUGGAAAAAAAAGUGUAAUGUACAGGGGCCUCUAGAUAGGUUUGGCCUUAUAAUUACUUCAAUACAAUUAUUGAUCAUCUAAAUGAAACUCAGGAACAUUAUUUUAUAAAUUUUAUACAAUAAAAUUUAAAAAUAUUUUAUUUAAACAUUUUGUAUUUUUAAUUCAAAUAAUUUAUAUUUAUUAAAAUGAAAAAAUCUAUACUAACUCGGUUAAACCUGCCGAACCAUAAAACCCCCACGAAACCAGUCCGAUCUCCCAUCCGGUUUUUAAAAUAUAAAAUCAACGGAUCAUAGUAAAAGAUCCAUAGUGAGGUAAAGUAGGGCUUAGCGUAGGAAAUGAUAACUAAAAAAACACAGUAUAACUAACCAAACCAUCUCUAACAAACUCGCUCUCCAUUUCUUUCUCUCUCAAGAAAGACUCUCUCUUUCUCUCAGAGAAAUAUCUUUUCUCUUUCUCUCUCUACUUUCCAAGAAAAUUUCGUACAAGUUUCCGAGAAAAUGAAGAGAACCCAGUUCGUGUUCUUGUACUACAAUUACAAUGUUGCUGCAUUCUUGGUGCUCAUCUUCUUCUUUGCUUCUGUUUCUGAAGCUGCUAGACCACAUCCUUCGACAGACCCGACUUACCUAAACUUUGUUGUAAAUGCGACGGACUUGGCAUCGGAGGAGUAUUAUGAUUACAUAGUUGUUGGGGGUGGCACAGCCGGCUGCCCCUUAGCUGCUACUUUGUCUCAAUCCUAUAAAGUUCUGCUUCUCGAGCGCGGUGAUGUUCCCUAUGGUAAACGUAAUUUGAUGACCCAAGAAGGCUUCUUGCCCACCCUUACUGAAGUUGAUACCUUUGAUUCCCCUGCCCAGUCCUUCACUUCCGAGGACGGUGUCCCCAACGCUAGAGGCCGCGUUCUUGGUGGCAGCAGCGCCAUCAAUGCUGGCUUCUAUAGUCGAGCGGACAGAGAUUUCUUUGAGCAGUCAGGUGUGACGUGGGAUAUGAGAGUUGUGAAUCAGUCUUAUGACUGGGUUGAGAAGGCCAUUGUGUUUAGGCCUGAGCUUAGGGACUGGCAAUCCGCUGUUAGAGAUGGUUUGUUGGAGGCUGGAGUUAGCCCUUACAAUGGCUUUAGUUUGGAUCAUGUGGUGGGUACUAAGGUGAGUGGUUCUACUUUUGAUGCUUCAGGGAGAAGACACAGUGCAGCUGAUCUUCUUGAUUAUGCCAAUGCUGCCAAUAUUAAGGUUGCUGUGCAUGCCAGUGUCGAAAGACUACUGUUGGCAUCUAAUUCGCAUUCAAGGUCUAGACUUGGUGCAGUCGGGGUGGUUUAUCGCGACGAGAGAGGAGAUUUUCACCAUGCCUUGGUGCAUGACAAUGGUGAGGUGAUUGUAUCUGCUGGUGCCAUUGGAAGUCCACAAAUGCUGUUGUUGAGUGGCAUUGGUCCCAGGCCUUACCUGUCAUCCUGGGGUAUUCCUGUGGCGUAUCAUUCGCCGUAUGUGGGGCAGCACCUGUAUGACAAUCCUCGAAAUGGUAUCUCAAUUGUGCCUUCGCUCCCACUCGAGCACUCUUUGUUACAGGUGGUUGGCAUUACUCAGAUGGGGGCUUACCUUGAAGCAGCUUCUAAUGUCGUCCCGUUUGCAUCCCCGGCUCGUUCUGUUUUUAUCAGGCCACCUUCUGCACCUCUCUAUCUCACAGUGGCUACCCUUAUGGAGAAAAUCACAGGCCCACUCUCUGCUGGCUCUCUAAGGCUUGCAUCAACAGAUGUAAGAGUGAAUCCAAUUGUUAGGUUCAAUUACUUUUCUCAUCCUUCCGAUGUGGAGAAGUGUGUGAAUGGCACCCGCAAAAUCGGAGAGGUGCUGAGGAGCAGGGCUAUGGAGGACUUUAGGUUCCAGGAAUGGUUUGGAGCUCGAAGUUUCAGAUUUGUAGGGCCUGCUUUACCAGUCGACCAAUCUGACUUCGCGCAGAUGGCUGAUUUUUGUCGCCGAACUGUCAGCACAAUAUGGCAUUACCAUGGGGGCUGUGUUGUAGGGAAAGUGGUGGAUCGUAAUCACCGGGUUCUAGGCAUUAAUUCCCUACGAGUUGUUGAUGGCUCGACAUUUACUGUAUCGCCUGGAACUAAUCCCCAAGCUACUUUGAUGAUGCUGGGCAGAUACACAGGGCUGAAGAUAAUCAGCGAGCGCACGAAGUACAGAUGAUCUUUGGAGUUGUACCACAGGUGUAGGUAGCAUACGAAGUGUAUGAUAAUCAAAUAGGAGUGUAUUGUAAUCAAAAUUCUCAUGUGCACAGUUUUUGAUUUGAAUGGUAAAUUGGGAUGUGAAUUAAA
This is a messenger RNA of Mercurialis annua (annual mercury), 2487 nucleotides long. Its product is annotated as (R)-mandelonitrile lyase-like. The transcript has 3 exons. The record is from RefSeq and is a predicted model, not a curated record. Lineage: Eukaryota; Viridiplantae; Streptophyta; Magnoliopsida; Malpighiales; Euphorbiaceae. Gene Ontology annotation, molecular function: oxidoreductase activity, acting on CH-OH group of donors; flavin adenine dinucleotide binding. Bases 686 to 2359 code for a protein of 557 amino acids.